This is a messenger RNA of Homarus americanus (American lobster), 981 nucleotides long. Its product is annotated as tigger transposable element-derived protein 7-like. Gene Ontology annotation, molecular function: DNA binding. Gene Ontology annotation, cellular component: nucleus. The transcript has a single exon. The coding region runs from base 1 to 981 and encodes 326 amino acids. Lineage: Eukaryota; Metazoa; Arthropoda; Malacostraca; Decapoda; Nephropidae. The record is from RefSeq and is a predicted model, not a curated record.
AUGCAAAUCUUUAGUGAUUGGUUUUUCUCGCAUUUCAUUCCUGCAAUGCAAAAAUAUCAAGAAGAUGUCCUCAAACUUCCUGCUGCUGAGGUGAAGGUGCUACUAAUUUUGGACAAUGCACCUGCUCACCCAGGUGCUGACAAGCUUGUCAGUAAUGAUGGUAAAAUAAGAUGCAUGUUCUUGCCACCCAAUGUUACCUCCCUGAUCCAGCCAAUGAAUCAGGGUAUAAUUGUAGCCUGCAAGAGAAUAUACCAACGAAGAUAUCUGGACGAAGUUCUUGCGGUUAUAGACGAAGAGGAAGAUCUUACGGAAGACACACGAGGACAAAGAACUGUUAAUAACGUCAAGAACUACAACCUCAAGUCUGCAAUAUUCAACUUAGCAGCUUCAUGGAAGGCACUGAAGACUACUACUCUAGCCAAUGCUUGGAAAAAACUUCUGUACAAUGUGGAGGUAGAAUAUGAUUUCGAAGGAUUCGAGGCAAGGGACUUUCAUCAUAUCCUUAAGAGGGCGGGCAAAAAUGAUGUCACAGAAGACGACAUCAGAAAUUGGCUAGAAGACACAGAGGGUGACCCUGGAUACCAAGUCUUAACAGAAGAAGACAUAGCGGAUGAAGUUCUCGUUCGUGACAGCAGAGAUAGUGAAGAUGAGGAAGACGAAGAACCAUUGCCCAAGAAACCCAAACUCUCUGUUAUACGAGAAUCCCUUGAUAAUGUCAUUUCGUACAUUGAAUUGUCAGCAGAAACUGAUGAUAUUCAGCAUUACUAUCAACAUAUUAGAGCCCUUAGGGAACUCAUUAUCCAGAGGCAGCAUCAUCAAGGUAAACAACUGAAACUAGACUCAUUCUUCAAGCCAGUUCGUCCCAACCCUGCUGCAGCUGUUGAGCCUGCUGCUGACUCAGGCCAUCCUCAGUCACCUCAGCCUUCUACCAGUGGGGGACAAGGACCAGUGGAGCAUCAUAGCUCUACUGACUCCGAAUAA